Saccoglossus kowalevskii is the source of this 6079-nucleotide messenger RNA. Its product is annotated as nuclear pore complex protein Nup98-Nup96-like. Lineage: Eukaryota; Metazoa; Hemichordata; Enteropneusta; Harrimaniidae. Gene Ontology annotation, cellular component: nuclear pore cytoplasmic filaments; nuclear pore. The record is from RefSeq and is a predicted model, not a curated record. Gene Ontology annotation, molecular function: RNA binding; structural constituent of nuclear pore. Gene Ontology annotation, biological process: telomere tethering at nuclear periphery; post-transcriptional tethering of RNA polymerase II gene DNA at nuclear periphery; RNA export from nucleus.
AGCCGGACCGAUCGUGGUAAAUCUGGUAAUACUGACAUACUAUUAUUACGUUUAGAACCGGAUUUUACCUGAUGUAGUACUGCUGAAUGUGUUGUAUAUAAGCGUGUUGUUAAUUACAUGUCACCAGACUACUGCUGGUCAGUAUUUUCGCACACAGUACUGUGCACGUUUUACAGAUAAAAAACAAUUACUGUAUAUAGCUCAAGAUGUUUGGAGGACAGAAUAAGACCCCAUUUGGAGGGGCAUCUUUUGGUACACAACAAGCUGGUUUUGGCGCAGCAGCAACAACACCAUUUGGACAAUCAGCUGGAAGUGGCGUAGGCAGUUUAUUUGGUAACAAGGCAGCAACACCAGUAGGCUUUGGCACACCCAAUGCAUUUGGAGCACAGACCCCUGGUAGUAGCUUAUUUGGAACAUCAACUGCUGCCACAUCGACUGUCAACACAGGAGGCCUGUUUAGUAAUCAAGGUAGUGCCUUUGGAACAAAACCAACAACUAGCACAAGCGGUGGUUUCAACUUUGGUGGACAGACCCAAUCAACAGGUUUGUUUGGAACAGCUGGCACUUCAGGCACCACGGGUACAACAGGUUUGUUUGCCACGCCCUCCACAUCUACUGCCGGUGGUGCAGGCUUUGGUGCUAAUUUUGGAGGUACAGCAGGAAGUGGUGGUCUGUUUGGUCAGACGGCUGCCACAGCACCAUUUGGACAAACUGGAACAACACCCACUGCUGGACUUUUUGGUGCUGGUGGGUUUGGUGCCAAUGUUCCCACAGGUACAACUAUAAAAUUCAAUCCGCCUACGGGUACAGAUAUAAUGCAGAAGAGUGGUGUUUCCUCCAAUAUCAAUACAAGACAUCAGUGUAUCACAGCUAUGAAAGAAUAUGAAAGUAAAUGUUUGGAGGAAUUAAGACUUGAGGACUACGGAGCAAACCGUAAAGGUCCAGGUACUGGGGCUGGAUUACUUGGAGCAGGUGGCUCCAUAUCACAGCCAGAUGCCAGUAAAGUAGGUGGAUUGUUUGGAGCUACCGCUACUGGCACUACUGGUGGCCUGUUUGGUCAAAAUAAAACGUUUCCUGCAGCAGGCACAACUGGAUAUGGACAGACUGCCUCUGGUAGCUUAUUUGGACAGACUGCACAGCCACAACAAACAAGUCUAUUUGCUAGCAAGGCUGGUGGCUUUGGCGCAAGUACUGGUUCAUCAUUGUUCACUGGCACAACAGGAUUUGGACAAACUCAACAAAAGAGUCUAUUUGGCCAGCCACAGGCGAGUACUGGUUUAUUUGGAGCAACGCCGACUACAUCUGCCACGGGAUUUGGAGCAACUGCUACAGCUCCCUUUGGACAGACAUCUGCAUUCGCACAACAAAGCCAGGCUGGAAGUUUAUUUAAACCUGGUACAGGAUUUCCUACUGCUGCUCCUACUUCUGCUUUGUCGUUUGGUGCAACUGCUCCUGGAAGUGGACUGUUUGGUGCCAAUAAACCUGCUUCUGGUCUGAGUUUAGGAGCUACAGCAACAAGUCUUGCACCUGGCUUUGGUACAACCACACCUGCAGGAAGUCUCUUUGGUAAACCCAACACAUUUGGCACAGCAACCGGUCUGAAUACCAGUGGAUUGAUGAGUACUGGACUUGGUGCCGGAUUUGGUACUGGUACCACAACCUCUUUGUUUGGAAACACUCCUAAACCAACCACUGGGCUUGGAACAUUCGGUUCUACUUUAGGUAGUGGGCUUGGAACUGGUUUUGGUACUGGUCUUGGGGUGGGAACGACAACAACCAGCCUUGGCACUGAUCCAAAUGUAGCUGUAGCUCAGCAAGCUCAACUCCAACAACAGAUUGCUGCCUUAACCAGUUCUCCUUUUGGUGACUCACCACUCUUCAGAAACACUCUACAGGAUUCCAGUAGGAAAGAGGAGAUACUAAAACCAACCAGUUCAGCAGCUCAAAAAGCGUUGACUACUCCAUCACAUUACAAAUUAUCUGUGAGACCUACUGCUAAAAUAAAAGCCAAGCCUCUCUACUCGAUAGCUGGAAAGCAACAGUUAUUUGAUGGUCUGGAUGAUGAAGACACUGCUCUCAGCUCAGAUAUAUUUAUCCCAAGAAAAAACAUCAAAAAGUUGGUUAUUAAGAACAGCCUCUCUCCAAGCAUGGCAGUACAGAGGCCAUCCAUAGCAAUUGAAGAAGAGUUGAUUGCACCACAAAGUGAAUAUCCAGAUGAAACAGAAAAUGAAAGAAGAGAUGCUGAUGUUAUUGAUAUUAGACAAACUCCUAAUGACUUUAUGAAAACACCAAGGAGUGUUAAUAGUCCACUUAUCUCUGGAGAGAAUGCCAACUUGGAUUGUACUAUCUCUGCCUUGAAUGUGAAAAACAAAACCAAGUCGCAACAACCACCAAUACAACCAACACAGACGUCAGAUAUUGAAUCAAGUUUGAACGAAACUGUUGAAUCGCAUGCCAGUGAAGAUGAGGAUGAAGACUUGGAUAUGGCUCCACAUCCUGCAGGCAUCGUUCUUCGUAGAUCAGGAUACUAUACCAUCCCAGGGAUGGCUGAGUUAGCAGAGUUGCUAAAUAAUGGCGAUUGUUUUGUGGAAGACUUUGCUGUCGGCAGAGAAGGAUAUGGCAGUGUUUUCUUUCCCGGAUUGACGAACGUGGCGAAUCUUAACCUGGAUGAGAUAGUGCAUAUACGUCGUAAAGAGAUUACACUGUAUCCAGAUGAGAAUACCAAACCAGUGACUGGUCACGGACUUAAUAAAAAAGCUGAAGUGACACUGGAUUGUACGUGGCCGAAUGAUAAAACCACUCGUAAACCGAUAAAGAGUCCAAAUAGAUUAAAAACUCUAUCAUACGCAGAGAAAUUGGAAAAAGCGACAAUGAAGCUAGGUGCCAAGUUUAUAGAUUAUAGACCAGAGACCGGGUCAUGGGUGUUUCAGGUUCCUCAUUUCUCAAAGUAUGCCUUAGAAGACAGUGAUGAAGAAAACGAUGACCUGCCGGGUCAGGAUCCCAAAAAAUUGAAGACUCUUCAACAACAAAAACUUCAAAAGGAACAACAGCAGAAACUGAAAGAACAGGAGAAGGUACUAUCUGGGGAGGACGCAUUGCAAUCUGAAGAGCCUAUGAAAGAGGACAGAGACACAGAUAGUGACAUGGCUGAAACCACAAGAGAACCGUUGCCACAGCUUCAUCUCAGAGAUGCUGAUGACAUGGAGCAAGAGGAACCUGUAGCCCAUUCACAUCGGUUUGCUACAUCUCUCGGUAUGAGCUCACAUCGUAUGCAAGUCAUGAAAGCAUCAUUCUUUGGUGAUGAAGAACAAAUGGAACAAGUCCCUGCAAGUGGAUUUGGUAGUUCAGCUUAUCCGAGUACAGUCAGAUCCUCACCAGCUCCACUAGAUGACAGCAGACAUGAUAAAGGUCCAGAAGUUGACACAAUUCCAUUUUCGUUGUUUCCAACAAAACCAAGCUAUAAAUUCUCGCUGGAAACGACACCAUUCAAUGUUGUUAUAGAAAGAAUCCAAAUAGCUCCACACAUUGAUGGCAAAAACACAAAAGUACAGAUACAACAUGAGAAUAGUUUACAAGUGCAAUUAGAACAUAGUAUGUGUUCCAUACUGGAUGGAUGUCCGGUCUUUGUACCGGAACCUGGUGUCAAGGCACUGCAUGAAUACUGUAGAGUUGCUGACGAUGACAUACAAGAUGACAGCAAUGGAGACGAUAGUGAGACUCUGCAACACACCAGCUUGGUGUUCAGUCUUUGUAAAGCAUUGUGGGGAAGGCUGCCAGAAGAUGUAAUGGCUGAGAAAGGGAAAUACACAUACCAAAAAGCAAGACGAGAUGAAUUCUCUAAAUGGUUGUCAAUGGCUGCAAGGGACAGGAUACAGACAGAGAUUCAAGAUGCAAAAGCUAAGGACCAACACAUGGAUUGUAUAUUCAGUCAACUGAGUGGGAAUCAAAUCAGCGAGGCUUGCGAAAUAGCACAGAAAUUUAAAGACCAUCGACUAUCGUUAUUAAUAUCACAGUUGGAAGGAUGUUUUGAUUUGAAAUAUGACCUACAGAAGCAGCUGAGCGACUGGGAAGAGAACGGGGCAAUUAAUUUUAUGGAUGAAUCCCGUAUUCGUGUAAAUACUUUAUUGGCUGGCUGUCCAGUAUGGAUAUCGUCGCGGGGAAAUAUCAAUACUUGCGAAAUGCUAGAUUGGAAAAGAGCCCUCGCUGUCCAUUUAUGGUUCAUCUGUAGUAAAACAGCAUCUAUAUCUGAUGCACUUAAAGAAUAUGAAAAAGCAUUUAAGGGAAGAAGUAAUUUUAACAAAUAUGCGGUAUCUCCACUGCCACCAUACCUUGAAAAUAACCCUGAUAAUGAUGAAGGAGAAGACGAACACCAUGUCAUCAGAGAUACAUGUUAUCAUUUAUUGAAGCUAUAUAGUCAGCAUGCGCACAGAAUGGAAAGGAUACUAGCACCUACCACGUCAACACCGUAUCUCUUGGAUUAUAGACUAAGUUGGCAUUUAUAUCAAGUACUACAAGCAAUAGAUUAUACUCAUAUAUCAGAACAACAGUCAGCUAUGUUACAGUGUAACUUUGCAUCACAUUUAGAAUCCAUAGGCAUGUGGCAUUGGGCAAUAUUUGUAUUACUUCACAUACAAGACAAUACAAGGAGAGAACAUUCAGUACGUAAUUUAUUAUGCCAACACUGUACGCUAUCAAAUGAUGAAGAAAAUGAGAGAAAAGAAGAUCUUCUGGUCAAUAAAUUUAGAAUUCCAAGGGAAUGGAUACAUGAGGCUAAGGGAUUAAGAGCUAAGUAUGAAGGUUGUCAUAACGAUCAAGCAGUACAUCUAUUAAAAGCCGGACAUUGGAAUGACGCACACAUGAUUAUUAUUAGACAUCUUUCUGCUGAUGCUAUCAUUAACGAAGACUUUGAGCACUUGCAUGAACUUUUGAGUGUUCUAGCCCCUGGUGAUCGCAGUGCCACCAUACAAGACUGGAAUGUUGGUGGAAAGGUGUUCCUGGACUACAUUCGGAUAUCACAGAAACUAGAAAGCUUAAAGAAUGAAGGGAUUCCAAACAUGUACGAUGUGGAAAGAUUGCAUCCUGAAAUUGCGUCUUUGUGUGGUAGAGUAAAACAUCUGGAGUGCCAUACAGCAAAGGAUAGGUUAUGUCAGUCUGAGAUGGCCAAGAAGACUGCUAACCUGAUGAAAACAGUACUUAUAUUGCAGCAACAGUCUUUAAAUCCAGAGUUGGAGCCUAUAAUACCAUCACGUUUGUUAGCUCCACAUAUCGGCAACUUACCAAUGCCAGAAGACUAUGCAUUACAGGAACUGAGACAGCUUACUAGGAGCUAUAUGAUAGAAAUGACAUCGUAGCGAUUGCAUUACACUCGACUAUGGAGAUUACAACACAACAAUUACUUGACUUCAAAUGGGAAUUCACGUAAAUCUUCAUCAAUAUAGACAUGUAUAUUGUAUACAAGUUGUUGGUGAUUGUACAGAGUACUUGCUAUGAAUGAACCAAUGCAUUUUAUCACAUUUAUUUUUUUCGAUUUUUGAUGGAAUUGUUAAACUCAAUGUAGUACUCGUUUGUUUCUUGCUUUAACACUGCUAUACCCAUUCACUUUAUAUUUUAGUCUUGAUUGCAAUAGACAGUCAAAUUUUAUUCUUACUUAUUUAGGUACAUUCCAUUAUGUUGGUGGUUGUUAGGUACAUGUGCGUGUACAUGCAGCUGAUGUCUUUGCAAUGUUCUUUUCACAGACAUUUACCCACUAGAGUAGGGUUGAAAAGGGAAGUACGCAAAUGUUAGUUUUAAUGUUGAAGGGUGGUGGUAAUGUCAAAUUAACAAACUGCUUAAAUCUGCAUUAUUGAGGCUGUUGUCAUUUCUACUUCGUGUUAGCAUUUUUUUACAGCAGAGCCCGGGGAACAUGAUCGAUUAGGCUGCUUGCUCGGAUGCUAUGUUGUAUAUCCACGGGAGACUAGAUCACAUUGGUGUAAAUGCACAGAUGAUUCAUGUAUAUGUUAAUGUAGCAUCCCUAUAAUGUACUGCCUUGUAUGUAUCAAAUACUUUGAAUAUAAAACUUGAAUUUAUUUUUUACUGAUGA